Molecule: messenger RNA, 3171 nt
Organism: Lactuca sativa (garden lettuce)
Lineage: Eukaryota; Viridiplantae; Streptophyta; Magnoliopsida; Asterales; Asteraceae
Product: G-type lectin S-receptor-like serine/threonine-protein kinase At4g27290
Biological process (GO): recognition of pollen; protein phosphorylation
Cellular component (GO): plasma membrane
Molecular function (GO): ATP binding; protein serine/threonine kinase activity
Source: RefSeq, a predicted model, not a curated record
UCCCAAUGCAACUAGGAAACGUUAUUUUAGAUGGUGAUGUACGUAGGCAACUUUACACGGCAAAAGCUCUAUGGUGCGGAAGUAGGUAAACUCCAUCCAAAUCGGUCUCUCUUUAUCUCAAGAUUGAUAAUGACAUUCGAUCAAAGGUGUAUGAAUAUGGGUGCUUUGAGAAGCCUCGUACGUGUUCGAUGAAAUGCGCAAAAGAAAUCUUGUUGUGAAAGUCAAUCAAAUGGAGAGUAACAGGAGUAAAACAUGAGCGCUUUAUGUGACCCACCAUACUUUGUCAUUUACGAGCUUCCAAAAACGGUCAACAAUUGGUUAAUUUCAAUAAUUGUUCACAUUGGUAAACAUCUACCGACUAUGACGAAUCCAUCCACAUCUAAAUCCGGAAUCAUUUGCUUGGACAUCGAUUGAACAAACCAUGCUUCGAAGUCAAAGAUUGUGGGUGGAAUCUGUUCCUAACGAGCUAUGUUUUAAUUUGCUAUAUCGUCGUCUCCAAUCUGACUUGUUCAAAACACAACCACUUCUCAAUCAACAUUAAAACAUCAAUGUCAAGCAUCAUCGAGCUCUUUCUCUCAUGCUUCGUGAUUUUCUACCUUCACAAGUCUUACGCAGUCGACACCAUGACUGUAGCUGAAUCUCUCACAGACGGAGAUACAUUAACUUCAGCUGGAGGAAUCUUCAAAAUGGGAUUUUUCAGUCCAGGUAAUUCUACAAAUCGGUAUGUAGGCAUAUGGUAUACAAACGCUUCUGUUCUCACAGUCGUUUGGGUUGCAAACAGACAAUUUCCCCUCACUAAAAAUUCAGGUGUUCUUCAACUCGUUCGUAAUCGUAAUCUCAUCAUCCUAGACAGCAUUCAAUCCAAUAACACAAUAUGGUCGUCUUCUUCUUCUUCUUCUUCUUCUUCUUCACAUAUAUCGAAAAAACCUGCAUUGAAUCCAGUUUUACAGCUAUUAGACUCAGGAAAUCUCGUUAUAAGAGACGAAAACGACCAGAAUCCUGAAAAUUUCCAUUGGCAAAGCUUCGAUCAUCCUGUUGACACUCUUCUACCUGGCAUGAAGCUCGGAAUAAACUUCAAGACAGGUUUAGAGACAUAUCUAUCAUCAUGGAAAACAUCAGAUGAUCCAUCACCAGGUGAUUAUAAUUACCGAUUUGAUUACACAGGGUACCCACAAUUAAUCAUGAGAAAGAAAUCGGUUAUCUCUUUUAGAUUAGGUUCAUGGAAUGGUCUAGGGUUUAGUGGAAUCCCAAUUUCAAAACCUGCAAUUAACGCUAGCUACAAAAUCGACUUAAUUGUGAAUGAGAAUGAAGUUUCCUAUACUUAUAAUCUUGUUAACAAAUCAUCGACAUUCUCAAAGCUUUCAAUCACACCUAGUGGAACAGCACAACGGAUAUCAUUUGUGAAACAAACAAAAAGUUGGAGAGUUCUUUUUACUGCUCCUGCUGAUCAUUGUGAUGAGUAUUCAAGAUGUGGUGCUUAUAGUACUUGUAGUCUUUUAUGUCAGUGUUUGGACAAAUUUACCCCUAGAAACCAAAAGGAAUGGGAGGUGAACGAUGGGUCUAGUGGGUGUGUAAGGGUAAAAAAUUUGGAAUGUAAAACUGAUGGGUUUAGAAAAUAUUCUGGGCUUAAAUUGCCAGAUACACGGUUUUCUUGGUUUGAUAAGAACAUGAAUUUGGAAGAAUGUGAAAUGAAAUGUUUAAAAAAUUGCUCAUGUAUGGCGUAUGCGAGAUUAAAUAUAUUGGAAGGAAGUGGGUGUUUGAUUUGGUUUGGUGAUUUAGUUGACAUGAAAGAUUUAUCUGUUAAUGUUCAAGAUAUAUAUGUGAGGAUGGCUUCUUCUGAUUCGGAUCAUACAGUUUUGAAAUCAUCUGAUGAUAAGAAGAAAAAAGUGAUGAUUAAAGUUUUAUUGCCGUUAGUUUUUGGGACUUUAAUUAUGGUAAUGAGCUUGAUGGUGUGUUAUUUGAGGAAGAAAAAGAGAACACAGAUGAAUAUGGAAGGGAGAUUGAGAAAUAUAAAUGAGACGCGAAAUGAAGAUAUGGAGUUACAAUUGUUUGCUUUACAAAGCGUAAUAAAAGCUACAAAAAACUUCUCGUUGAGUUGUAAGCUUGGAGAAGGUGGAUUUGGUCCCGUUUACAAGGGGAUCUUAGGCGAGGGGCAAGAAGUAGCUGUGAAGCGACUCUCGAAAACAUCAACACAAGGUUUAGAAGAAUUCAAGAACGAAGUUAUUUGUAUAGCAAAACUCCAACAUAGAAAUCUUGUAAAACUUAUCGGAUAUUGCAUGGAAGAUGAUGAAAUGAUGUUGAUAUAUGAAUACAUGCCCAACAAUAGUCUAGACUCGAUUAUAUUUGAUGAAAAACGAAGGAAAUUACUAGACUGGCCUACACGUUACCACAUUAUUAACGGGAUUGCUCGUGGACUUCUUUACCUUCAUCAAGAUUCAAGAUUGAGGAUUAUUCAUAGAGAUUUAAAAGCUAGUAAUGUUUUGUUGGAUUCUGAUAUGAACCCUAAAAUAUCGGAUUUUGGAUUGGCGAGAAGAUUUGGAGGAAAUGAGAUGGGAUCUAAUACAAGAAUGGUGGUGGGAACAUAUGGUUAUAUGUCUCCCGAGUAUGCUGUUCAUGGGCUUUUCUCGGUGAAAUCAGAUGUAUUUAGCUUUGGAGUUUUACUAUUGGAAAUCGUGAGUGGCAAGAAAAACAGAGGCUUCUUUCAACAGGACCACAGUGAUAAUCUUCUUGGUCAUGCAUGGAGGCUGUAUAAAGAAGAUCGAUCCAUGGAACUAAUCGAUGAAGCAUUACUGGAAUCAUUCUCUGUUUCAGAAGCGAUGAGGUCAAUUCAGGUAGGUCUGUUAUGCGUCCAACACUCUCCCGGCGACCGGCCAAAUAUGUCAUCGGUGGUUGUGAUGUUGGCCGGCGAAGGUUCGUUGCCGGAACCUAAACAACCUGGUUUUUUCACCGAAGACAAUAUUCUUCAAGCUCAAUGUUCUUCAAGUGUAGCUACCCAGUUUUCGGUUAACGAAGUCACCAUUACACUUUUAGAUGGUCGAUAGUAUGAAUAAUCGUAUCAUAUUUUGUUAAAAAUCUGUAAUCGAUGAUUCUAGAAUUUCGAUUAUGGAAGAAUUAUUGAUUUUGUACAUUUAUCAAGGAACAUAUGAAAAUAGUAAAUUACAUUUGAUCGAA